AUGGUGGCCGCAAAGUUGGACGCGAACGCGUGGUACCAAGUGUCAGAGACGCGAGUCACGAAUGUAUCGGCGCCGAUCAACAACAACUUGCAAACUACGAAUGCAGGUCUUCGAGUUUUCGCAAAAACAGCGCAAGCAUGGCAAUUUCAACCUUUCGGAGAUGUAGAAGGACGCUAUCUUGCGAGGUUGAACACUUCAGGUGUCGGACAACAGCUUUCAGUGUGUUACAAGGAGGAUGAGGUGCACCCAAGCAGGACCAUCGGUUGCCUGAGGAGAACGGAAUCAGACGAGUCUCAGCAAUGGGAUAUCAGCGAAUGGGGUGAUGGCUCAUACAAGUUCACCAAUGUGGGCAACGGCUCAAAUUACGUGCUGGAUGUUCACCCAGGAUCCAACCUGUUCAUGUCCAGCGAAAUCGAAGGAAGCGAUGGUGUUUCUGGCAAGCAGGUUGCCCAGCAUUGGGUCAUGACGAGUGAACGUCCUGUUGACGAUGGCGCCUACUCGACCAUCUACAGCGCGGGAACCACCCCCGUAGCAUCUGCAACGGCAACCGGUACCAAUACUGCUGCAACCGCAUCCGCCACCGCAACUGGAUCCGGCUCGGCUGCGGCCGCUACCUCUACCUCCGAAGCAGACUCAUCCGCCGGAGGUCUAUCAUCCGGUGCUGCCGCUGGCAUCGGAGUGGGUGUCUCCCUCGCCGCAGUCGCCCUCAUCGGCGCUGCAGUUUUCUUCUGGUGGCGUCGUAGGAAAGCUUCCAAGGGCGCCGCUGUUCCUCAAAGCGAUCACCCCGAACUGGGAGGAGACCAGCCCGGCAUGGCCAAGCUCAGCCCCGGCACCGUCAACUCGACCGUCGCCUCGUCUCCCAACACACCUCACAACGGCUACUACGGCCAGGAAGCCAAGACUCUUGGACAUCUUCAGCCCCAUGCUCACGCCACCGAGGCCGGUCACAACCCCAUCUACGAAGCCCCCACAUCCGAGACUCGCUACGAACUAGACUCCGGCCAUACCCAAGGGGGCAAUGGGCCAGCACAGUUAGACGACACGGCAAGACGAUAA
Colletotrichum siamense is the source of this 1056-nucleotide messenger RNA. RefSeq lists its product as uncharacterized. The transcript has 3 exons. Bases 1 to 1056 code for a protein of 351 amino acids. NCBI's taxonomy places the organism in Eukaryota, Fungi, Ascomycota, Sordariomycetes, Glomerellales, Glomerellaceae. The record is from RefSeq and is a predicted model, not a curated record.